AAUCACAGGCGCAUUAGACCCCCGAGGGCUGUUCAGGCACACUCCCUAGCUCCCCCCACUGAGAAGUAGUAUUUGACUGCGAGCGCAGAUAACUUGUCAAACAGUUGACAGCUAAACUUCGACAAGCGGACCACACGCUUACUUGACACUUCAAGAAACUUCAUCAAAACCUUCCACUCUUCAAAAACACAGAGACAGUCAGCGAGCCCAAUUCUUUUCUCAACUGCAACAGUUAGUUUUCGGCAAUCAACAAGUUUCAAUUUUUAAUUUCUACGGUGUGCUAUCGUCUAAAAAUCUGUAAUUUGGAGCAAUAUCUUUCGUGACAGAACACCUUACAACACCUGUCGAGUAGUGGAGUGGGUGCCAGACUUUUGGUGCACAACAUUUUAACAAUCGUGCAAUUUACCUGGUUACUUAUUGACGGAAAGCCUGUCGCAUGAAGCUAUCAGUUGGUCACUGGGACAUGAAAAGGACAAUGAGUGAAUCAGAAAGUGACGAAUUAUUUGACGAGACCAUGAAAGGAUCACCGAGCCAAUCAUGCCCAGUGAGUGCAAGAAAGAAGCGCCGUGGGAUCAUCGAAAAGAGAAGACGAGACCGCAUUAACAACUCCCUUACCGAGCUCAGACGUCUUGUACCAGCAGCCUUUGAAAAGCAGGGCUCUGCCAAGCUGGAGAAGGCUGAGAUCCUCCAGAUGACCGUCGACCAUCUGAAAUACCUCCAUGCCAAAGGAAUUGAUGGAUCGUUUCAUCCGUAUGGUGAGGCCCAUGCGUACGCCAUGGACUACCGUGUGCUGGGCUUCAGAGAAUGUGCCUCUGAAGUAGCAAGGUACCUCGUCACCGUAGAAGGAAUGGACAUUCAGGAUCCCCUGAGGCUUCGGCUCAUGUCCCAUCUUCAGUGCUAUGUGGCCCAGCGUGAGUUCCAGACCCGACAGCACUACACCGUCUCCGGUCACUCCCAGUUCCCAGCACACACACAUUCGCAGACUCCGGCGUUGCCGCCUCCACCGCACAGUGGUCCCCAGCACAACCCUGGCGGUGGCGGCGGCGCGACGUCGGAGCACCACCAAUCCAGCCUUCCUCCAGCCGCUACAUCCGUCAGUGAGAACUCACGCCAGAUGCUUCCUAUGAUCACCAGCACGAGCCACGCGGAAACGCAACUGCAGACCUCCUGUCACGGAAGACUACCCAUGCCGGUACCUCCGACCGGUGUCGUAUCGUCGGCCCCCAUCGGAAACAGUCAGAGUAGCCAGCUAUCGACGCAGAUAGCACCAUCUCUGCCUAUCCACAGCCAGUAUUCGGUGCCCUACAAUUCGUUGCCUGUCCUCUCCCCCAACGGCUACACCGGAAGUCCUACCAGCACAUCCCUCAACCCACACACUGCCCUGGUGUCCAAGCCAUACCGCCCUUGGGGAAGCGAAAUGGCAUACUAAAGACAUUCGAUACUCACCAAAGAAAAGGUGUGCCCAUAGAUUGUGCUUUGCACGAUAAGGGAGAUUUGGUUCUCCAGUGAUUAAUGAAUCUUUUGAUAUUCUCUUUCAUUUCUAGAAAAAAAGUAUUAAAUUGUACUUUUAAAAUGCAAUGCCCUAAUAUUAUGGACCUUUAACUUCACGUGUCAUUGUCGGAAUUAUCCGGCAGAUGUAUAUUGAUGUCUAUUCAUGUGUCAAUCAAAAAAAAUGUAUCUCAUUGAAUCAUUCAAAAUUCACCUUGAUCUGUUGCUGUUUUAUAUCGAAUAUCAAAUGCAUUGAAUACUGUUCUCUUAAAUAUUUUCAACCCUUCGUAGGCAUACCAUUGGGUAGUUAACCUUCCUAAUUUGCAUUUUGUCAUUAUUUAUGUGCUUCGUUUAAGGAAUCAUCAUUGAAUUUGCCAUUUCGUUAUUUUGUUUAGCUACAUGUACCUUGCAUGAUUUUCGAAUUGCAUCAUUACGUUAAGCAUUGCAAUAACUGCGUGUAUAUUACUUUGUUUGGCCGUUGAUGAGACCUUUACGCAAUAUUAUCUAAAUCUAAAGUCAGUGAUGGAAACAAGAAAAACAUUCCAGUAUCGCCAUGCUCUCACAGUGUCUGGCGAUAUACAAAAUAUAUGUGUGUCACUAAAACAUUCCAAUUUUGAUUAAGUUAUUUGCUUCGUUUCUUAUAAUUCCAUGUAGAAAAUAGAUUUCGUAAUAUAUUGUUUAUAAUUUAUUAGAUGAGUAGAUGGUACCUCAGAAAUGCUUACUCUGAAAAGUAGAAGACAAUUAUGGGUAUUGGCCUAUUUUAUUACAAGGAACUUGACAAUCAGAAGUCAUUGAUUUGACAUCGCGGUUUGCAUCAGCGAUCUCUGUAGUGUAGGUAUUCUAAAGCCGAUGUUCAUCAGCGAAAUAUGUGAUUUUCAUCUCUUGUUUUUUUCAAAUCUAGGAGGAAUAUUUUUUCUCUAGAUUCUCAUGUUAGAAAGAUAAUCCUGAUAUUUCAAUAUAAGUUCAGAUAUUCUCAAAUAUCUUAAUUUUGAAUUUUGAUUGGACAAUUUUUUCUCAUAUUGAAUGGCCCAUUUUCUUGAGAGCAACUAUUUCUGUCAAUUUGCUCCCGGGGUAAAUCAUCUUUCACCACCAACUUUCAUGUUCUCCACAACUAAUUAUGAAAUAUAUAUAUAUGUGUUUCGAAAUGAAGUCUUUAAGGAUUUGGCAUGUCCGAUAAUUUACAGCCACCCCCCCCCCCCCCCCAAUCAGAAGAAAAGAAGGUGAACCAGAGUGGCCAAUUAUUUUCAAUUUCAUUUGCUCUCCACAAAGAUGUUCAUGAAAAGCCUUUAAGUUGACAGUACAGAUUAAAAGUAGCCUCUUUUUCUUCAUAAUUUUUCUUCUCGAACAGUUUAGACUUGCGAACUUUGAUCGAUUGCACCGAAAAGCAACUUUGCAAAGUGGUUUUAUUGUAGAUUUAUUUAUUGACCAAUGAUUGUAACACAAUAUUUCGCUGUAAUUGAAUGUUAUGCUAUUUAAUUUAAAAAAGUGUAACUCGAGAUCAUAUUUAUGUAGAUGAAAGACAAUUAUACGUAUAUGGUCGGCGUUCCCCGACUAUUACCUCAUUAUUUAAUAAUUUAUUCAUCUCUUAACUUAUUGUGUAAAUAGCUUAUUAAUUACAUUGUAUAAGAAAGCUACGAUCAAUCAUCUAUACAGGUUUAAUUGUUUUUCGCGAACGAAUGCAUGGUUAUAGGCAGGAAAACAGUAAACUUAAAAUGUUUACCUCUUUGCGUUAUUGACAAGCAAUAAAUAAAAAGAGUAAUAUUUGCUUCCUCGUUUAUUUUUGUAAAAAGAAGCCAACAAAUGUUUGAUUUGCAUUUCGUCUAAGCAACCGAUUUCAUAUUGUGUAUUAUUUAUUAUUGUGAAAACGAAAACGAUGAAUAAAAUAUGAAGAUAAUUGUAUGUAGACACCAAA
This is a messenger RNA of Strongylocentrotus purpuratus (purple sea urchin), 3400 nucleotides long. Its product is annotated as hairy/enhancer-of-split related with YRPW motif protein 1. Gene Ontology annotation, biological process: regulation of transcription by RNA polymerase II; anterior/posterior pattern specification; regulation of neurogenesis. The transcript is spliced from 5 exons. Gene Ontology annotation, molecular function: DNA-binding transcription factor activity, RNA polymerase II-specific; RNA polymerase II cis-regulatory region sequence-specific DNA binding; protein dimerization activity. Gene Ontology annotation, cellular component: nucleus. Lineage: Eukaryota; Metazoa; Echinodermata; Echinoidea; Camarodonta; Strongylocentrotidae. The record is from RefSeq and is a predicted model, not a curated record. Bases 437 to 1429 code for a protein of 330 amino acids.